CUAACAUAGGCCAUCGAGCCUCCUGUCCUUCCCCAAAGUGAAACUGAAACUCUUGAACGUUAAAUGCAUAUUGAAUAUUGAAACUGCGGACAUCUGGCGGCGCGGGGUUACUCGUGAGAAUGUCGUUGUCAAAGUAUAUUUCCCCUCCCUUGACUUCCCUCCCACUGUGCUUACCCCGUUAUUAUGGCGGUGUGAUUCUAGUGGGUGUGAGUGCAUUCGGGUUAAACAUUUACUUCGCCCGCCGAGUUAUGCAAGCUCGCAAAGAACACAGCGUUGAGUUGCCUAUUAUGUACCACCCCACAAACAAAGUAUUUAACUGCAUCCAAAGAGGUCAUCAAAACUAUCUAGAGGUUCUCCCCUUUUUUCUCAUGGCGUUGUUUCUGGGUGGUUUGCGUUACCCUCGGACGUAUACUGCGUGUGGUGUAGUAUUUCUCCUUGGUCGCCUAUUAUAUUUUCAGGGAUAUGCAUCCGGAGACCCAGCAAAGCGUCAUAAAGGUGCUAUUUCCAUGGCCGGUGGAUUCCCAAUGAUUAUGGGGUUGCUAGUUUUCGGUAUUCAACACUUGGUAGCGAGUAUAAGAUGUACGGGUUGUGCAUUGCGUAGUUGAGGGAAGUUGGAUCAUAUGUAACAGCAUUCAUAAAUAUUUAGUAGACGACUGUUUUUAUCAUUGUCAUGCAUGCAUUUAGAAUAAAACUAUUUCAC
This is a messenger RNA of Schistosoma guineensis, 700 nucleotides long. The record is from the annotation of a GenBank genome assembly. NCBI's taxonomy places the organism in Eukaryota, Metazoa, Platyhelminthes, Trematoda, Strigeidida, Schistosomatidae.